Lactuca saligna is the source of this 1440-nucleotide messenger RNA. Lineage: Eukaryota; Viridiplantae; Streptophyta; Magnoliopsida; Asterales; Asteraceae. The record is from the annotation of a GenBank genome assembly.
AUGGCUAUUGGAAACAACAUUCAAGGUGAAGGUGAAGAAGCCAUUGUAGCAAUGGAACAAGAGGAGAGCCAAGGGGUAGAUCAGUCAAUGUCUGGUUUCAAGAACUUUCUUUGGCAUGGUGGGUCUGUUUAUGAUGCGUGGUUUAGUUGUGCUUCGAACCAGGUGGCUCAAGUUUUGUUAACUUUGCCAUACUCUUUUUCGCAAUUGGGGAUGCUUUCGGGGAUUAUAUUUCAAGUGUUUUAUGGUUUGCUUGGGAGUUGGACUGCUUAUCUUAUAAGUGUUCUCUAUGUGGAGUAUAGAACAAGGAAGGAGAAAGAGAAUGUUAGCUUCAAGAAUCAUGUUAUACAGUGGUUUGAAGUAUUAGAUGGGCUAUUGGGACCACACUGGAAAGCCAUUGGGUUAGCCUUUAAUUGCACAUUUCUUCUAUUUGGCUCGGUUAUACAACUUAUAGCUUGUGCAAGCAAUAUAUAUUACAUAAAUGAUCAUCUUGACAAGAGGACAUGGACAUACAUAUUUGGAGCUUGUUGUGCUACAACAGUGUUUGUACCCUCUUUCCAUAACUAUAGAAUUUGGUCUUUUAUUGGGCUUGGAAUGACCACUUACACAGCUUGGUACAUAACAAUUGCAGCCUUCAUCCAUGGCCAGGAUGAAGGGGUUGUUCACUCGGGCCCUAAAAAGAUGGUUUUGUACUUCACUGGAGCAACGAAUAUACUUUAUACUUUUGGUGGACAUGCUGUCACAGUGGAGAUAAUGCAUGCUAUGUGGAGACCUCAAAAGUUCAAGUACAUUUAUUUAUUUGCAACAUUUUAUGUGUUCACACUUACACUUCCAUCGGCUAUUGCCAUGUAUUGGGCUUUUGGUGAUAAACUCCUUAGCCAUUCCAAUGCCCUCUCUCUCCUACCCCGGAAUGGAUUUCGUGAUGUCGCCGUUGUCCUCAUGCUCAUACACCAGUUCAUAACUUUUGGUUUUGCUUGUACACCACUUUACUUUGUGUGGGAAAAAGUGGUGGGAAUGCAUGACACAAAAAGCAUAUGUUUAAGGGCAUUAGCAAGGUUGCCCGUUGUCAUACCAAUAUGGUUUUUGGCCAUUAUCUUUCCUUUCUUUGGUCCAAUCAAUUCGGCUGUCGGGGCUCUCUUGGUUAGCUUCACUGUCUACAUCAUCCCCGCUCUUGCUCAUAUGCUCACUUAUCGAAAGGCUUCUGCUCGCCAGAAUGCGGUGGAGAAACCACCAUUUUUUCUUCCAAGCUGGACGGCUAUGUACAUGGUGAACAUUUUCAUUGUGGUGUGGAUUAUGGUGGUAGGAUUUGGAUUUGGAGGGUGGGCAAGUAUGACAAACUUUAUCAAACAAGUUGAUACCUUUGGGCUCUUUGCCAAGUGUUACCAGUGCAAGGCGGCACCACCAUCACCACCAGUUUCGCCAUCAUCAACACUACGUCACUGA